This is a messenger RNA of Bombina bombina (fire-bellied toad), 996 nucleotides long. RefSeq names its product RPA interacting protein (gene RPAIN). NCBI's taxonomy places the organism in Eukaryota, Metazoa, Chordata, Amphibia, Anura, Bombinatoridae. The transcript has 7 exons. The record is from RefSeq and is a predicted model, not a curated record. Gene Ontology annotation, cellular component: PML body; nucleus. The coding region runs from base 193 to 873 and encodes 226 amino acids. Gene Ontology annotation, biological process: protein import into nucleus.
UAUUGGCCAGUCCAAGUUAGCAAUAUAUUCGUUGCACAGAUUAAAAAACUACAUGUACCGUCAAGCACAGGGACACAAGAAGCCGCCCUAUCACGUGGGUGUGAUAUUUAAAUACCCUAGUUGGUUGGGUGGAUUGGUAAAAAAAAAAAAAAAAAAAAUAUUCCACUGCGAUCGAACAGAACAGAGCAAGUAAUGGAGGCGACGAUGAAACAUCGCGCUCUAUACAAGGGAACUACUCCUCCUUGGAAGGAUACUUACAGAAAGAGAUGUGUUGAAAGGCUGAAGGGUAACCGCUCUAAGCUCCUUGACAAGUUCCGGCAGGUGGGGGAAAGGCUUCAUUCUGGGGCUGCUGGUUCUUUCCUGGUACAAGAAGUCAUGGAGGAAGAAUGGAAAGUAAUGCAGUCGGAGAACACAGGUCUUCCAUCUCUCUGGAAGAGGGACAAGUUUUCCCUGGCUGUAAGCCUAUUUCAGGAUCCUGAUGAGCUGGCUGUAAUGGAAGAAAUAAAGCAAGAACUCCUAUUAGAAGAACAAGCAAUGAUUGAGGAAAUUGAACACGUCCUCCAGUUUGAGGAAGAAUGUUUAGACUCUGUAGUGGGCCUCAGUACUGAUAAUCAGAUUGUUUGCCCUGUAUGUAAUAGGAAUUAUCUAACGGUAACAAGCUGCUUCAUUCUAUGCCAGUGUGGAGUCUACAUUAAUACAAAGUCACAAGGAAUGAGCACUGAGCAACUGCAUUCUUUAUUGGAAAUCAACUUGACAGCACAUGGUGCUAACUGCUCUCAACAUCCAGUGUUUUCUGUUGCCAUUGGAGCAGAGGGAGUAGCCAGUCUCUUCAUGAGUUGCCAUGUCUGCGAUACUGUGACAGUCGUCAUAUGAACCUGGAUCAAAUUGGCUGCAGAUUUGCGCAAAUGUUUCUGAAGAUUUUUUUUCUGUAUAUACAAAUGUAUUUUAUAUUUUUUUUAUAUAUUUGAAGUGUCUAAAUAAAGCCUAUAACUUGUA